AUGUUCAAGGCUGGUUGUUUGUAUAGUGUGCAUGCGUUGUUCUCAGAGAUUUGGAAGUGGAAAGACAGACAGUCGAUGCCUGAGGCCCAGUGGGGGGAAUCGCCGCUCCGCCCUUCUGCCGGCAAGACCAGCUUCUUCUUCACGUUGCUCGUCCUUUCCCUCUUCUUUUCUAUCAACCAGCCCCCCUCUUCCUCAUAUUUUCCUUUUGACAUACCCGUCUUACUAGCUCUACGUCAAACCUCGAGGGAUAACGACCUGCACCCGUUUUCCCUUAUUUGA
Messenger RNA from Penicillium samsonianum, 279 nucleotides. RefSeq lists its product as uncharacterized. Bases 1 to 279 code for a protein of 92 amino acids. The transcript has 2 exons. The record is from RefSeq and is a predicted model, not a curated record. NCBI's taxonomy places the organism in Eukaryota, Fungi, Ascomycota, Eurotiomycetes, Eurotiales, Aspergillaceae.